Molecule: messenger RNA, 813 nt
Organism: Punctularia strigosozonata HHB-11173 SS5
Lineage: Eukaryota; Fungi; Basidiomycota; Agaricomycetes; Corticiales; Punctulariaceae
Exons: 2
Coding region: 206-763 (185 amino acids)
Source: RefSeq, a predicted model, not a curated record
AUAAAUUACGAUUAACGAGGCGCCUGUACCUCAAGUUCCCAAGACUUCAUCCAUAAAUCCUGCACACGCGCUCUAAGCAUUCCAAGCUUCCGCGUGUCGUCGUCAGACUGCACCCCUGUAGGUUAACCCAGUCUCACGCGGGACGGGAGCGUAUGGUACGACUGCGCGUUCGCCCUCCAGGACUCGGAAACUCGCAGCAGGAGCCAUGUCCCCAAGCCCCUCGUUCAGCCCAACGCUCUCGCUGCAGGAUGAUCAUGCCGUCUCGUCCUCCGAGGCCGCCGCGCUGCACGGUCACAAAGCAAAGACACCCAUGAUCGCCGGAAUCAUCUCCGGAGGAGCUGUAGCCCUCGGUUGGGCCGUGGCGUUCGUAUUGUUUCUCUACAAACGUCAGAAACGCCGCAAGCGAGCCCGGCGCGAAGGUCUCAAGUCUCACCGCGACCUUGAGGUUAAGGGACUUCCGCACCCCGAAAUGAAGUACAUUAUCCCUCCAGAUCCGGCCAUCGUCGGCGGCAUGCGUGCGCCCGGUGAUUCUGCUGCGGGAACAGGGAACACUUCCUGCACUUCUUCGGCACCAUCUGUGUUCACAGGAGGAGAAACAGACAAGGGAAAAGCACCCGCGAUGUCCAUAAUCCCGGAGAAACAUCUUGGAGCGGGAUUUGCGGCUGCACGAGAGCCCAUACCCUUGGAAGGCACUUCUUCAUCAGCGACAUCUUCAUCAUCCGAACCCGGACUGGCUUCGUCCACUACCAGACUACCCACAUGACGAUUGCGGCGUUUUAUUCUGUACCUUUGCUCUGACUUAUUCUAUUCAGC